Messenger RNA from Xiphophorus couchianus (Monterrey platyfish), 2280 nucleotides. It is a transcript of the gene klf11a, whose product is annotated as Kruppel like factor 11a. The record is from RefSeq and is a predicted model, not a curated record. The transcript has 4 exons. Bases 110 to 1405 code for a protein of 431 amino acids. Gene Ontology annotation, molecular function: DNA-binding transcription factor activity, RNA polymerase II-specific; RNA polymerase II cis-regulatory region sequence-specific DNA binding. NCBI's taxonomy places the organism in Eukaryota, Metazoa, Chordata, Actinopteri, Cyprinodontiformes, Poeciliidae. Gene Ontology annotation, biological process: regulation of transcription by RNA polymerase II.
GUUGUUUUUUUUUUUUUUGGCUGCUCACAGCUGAAGUGAAGCUCGGUCUGCAGGCAGAACCACAGCGCUCCGAACCUCCAGCACUCCUCUGCUCCUCUUCGCUCUCCUCAUGCGGAGCUCCUCGACAGGGAGCCCCUGUCAGGUGGAUCUGAUGAACAGCCACACGGCGGCGCUGGCGGCCAUGGAGCAGAGGCCAUGCGUCGAGUACCACGACCUGGAGGCCGCCGAGGCGCUCGUCAGCAUGAGCUUCUGGUGCCAGCGGCCCCCUAAGCCCCGCCCACUGACGCCCACCUCCGACUCCUGCGACUCCAUCCAGCUCCACCCGGAGGGCGGCGACGUUCCCAAGGACCUGAUCGCCCUGUCCUCACUGUGUAUGACUCCGCCUCACAGUCCAAGCUUUGCCGAGGCGUCCACUAUGACUGUCCUCACCACAAGCUCCGCCUCCAGACAGCUAAUGCUCCGCCCCCCGCAGCCCUGCGCCUCCCCUCAAAUCCCCACGCCGCCGCUCCCUCACAUCGAGCCGCCCUGCAUGGUUCUGCCAGGCAAGGCGAUGGCCACCAGCGUCAUCCGCCACACCGCCGACAGCCUCCCCGUGCCGCCGCCCUCCGCCCCGCAGACGGACACACCCACGCCGCCGGAACUGCCUCCCGUGGAGAAGAACGCCGCGCCCCCUCCGUCUUCCUCGGCGGUUCCCACCUCUCCGGUUCUCUGCCAGGUCUUUCCGGUCGGCGGCCAGACGGGAAUGAUUUCGGCGUUCGUCCAGGCUCCGGUCCAGGUCCAGACCCAAGCCGGACCCCAGUCCCCUCCGCCUACCUUCACCCAGCCCCUGCUGGUGGGCUCCACCGUACCGCAGGGGGCAGUCAUGUUCGUGGUGCCGCAGGGGCCGAUGUCGCAGACAACGCAGGGUCCCCAGACUGUAAUGACCGUGGGCAACACCAAGCUCCUCCCCCUGGCCCCCGCCCCCGUUUACAUGCCGUCAGGAACAAGCAGCGGCGCCUCGCAGGCCCACUUCUCCCGCAGACGGAACUACGUCUGCACCUUCCCCGGCUGCAAGAAGACCUACUUCAAGAGUUCACACCUCAAGGCUCACCUGCGCACACACACAGGCGAAAAGCCGUUCAGCUGUCACUGGGAAGGCUGCGACAAGCGGUUCGCCCGCUCUGACGAGCUUUCCCGCCACCGCCGGACGCACACAGGCGAGAAGAAGUUUGUCUGCACCGUGUGCGACCGGCGCUUCAUGCGCAGCGACCACUUGACCAAACACGCCCGGCGGCACAUGACCACCAAAAGGGCGUCGUCGUGGCCCCCGGAAACCAGGGACCUGACGAAAGGAGCCGCCGUGCCCAGGGGCCAAAACAAGGGCCCCACGCUUCCCCUCGGCGUGCUCGUCUCCACCGCCAACUGAAAGACUCGCGGGGGCAACUCAGGACUCCAAGGCUUAGGAUUCAGGCCCCGGCUACGUUUACAAGACAUCGAAACAGGGUCCGCAAAUCCUGGUGAACUCAGAUCAAGAACUUCCCGUAAAGAUGUCCGUCCUCGUCACGAUGGAAGAAGCGCAACAAUCAGACAGGAGGAACCGCUUCACAUACGCACCACGUUUUAAAAUAUCUGUGCUGCCAUAAACCCGGACUCACAGCUUUUCCGCUCUACUCAGGACAUUUUACAACCACAACCAUCAAACUCGCUGCAAAAAGGAAGGAGGAGGACAUGAAGGCUGCUACUCAUCCACAAACAGAAACCAACAAAAACCUGACUUUGCACUGGAUUUUUUUAAAAUAAAAAUCUUACUUGUUUUUAUACUCUCUCCUUGUAUGAUGUUUACUUCAUGUGUAUAUGUCACAUUUAGCAGAACGUAUGCACACGGUUUAUUGUUUGCCAAAGCUUCUGUAUCGUGCUUCUGUUACUAGCCGACUUCUGUUUGUUUGACUGUAAAUAUUGUAAAUAUACUGAUAUCUAUAUGAAUGUUACAUGUAUUCCAGUUUCCAUUUAUUGAUUUUUUUUUAAAUGUCAGUGGACAGUAUUCAUCACUGUGAUACUACCUAUAUUUGCUUUAUUCAUUAUUAUUAUUAUUAUUAUUAUUAUUAUUUAACAUUCUUUGUUGAGAAAAAGUGCUGUUUUUAAUAUCUUGAUUUGGCCCAUAGUGUAGCCAGUAAGAAUACCUCAUGUUAUUAAAUGUUAUUCUUAAUAAUAACAGUUUAUAUCAGAGUAAUCCCAUUUCCAUACAUUUGUUUGUUGACAACAGUGAACAAUAUAGCUUUUAUAAUAAAACUUUACAAUGAA